AUGAAUCAAAAGCAACAUAUCAAAGUGGCUCUAUCUAAGCAAUCAGAUCAAGUUAGGACUGAAUACCAAACUCGCUUGACUACAUCCAUUGUUAGCAUUAGAUUUCUUUUGUGUCAAUGGUUGGUAUUUCGUGGUCAUGAUGAAACAAAAGACUCGAAGAACCAAGGUAACUUUCUCAGACUUCUUCAUUUUCUAGCUCAAGAUAAUGAACAUUUUAAGAGUGUUGUUUUGAAGAAUGCACUUGGGAAUCUUAAAUUGUUAGCACCAGUGAUUCAAAAAGAUAUUGUGAAUGUUACGGCAAAUGAAACCACAAAAGCUAUCAUUAGUGAUCUCAGAGAUGACAUAUUUUCAGUUUUGAUUGAUGAGUCUCGUGAUUUGUCAAUUAAAGCACAAAUGGCUAUUGCCAUACGUUAUGUAGAUAAAAAGGGUCAUGUACUUGAGCGAUUUCUUGGCAUUGUACAUGUUAGUGACACAACUACAGUAUCGCUUAAGAUGGCUCUUGAGUCAUUAUUUUGUUAUCAUGGAUUUAUUUUGUCAAGAUUACAUGGACAAGGUUAUGAUGGGUUGACACUAGUAGCCGUUGCAAAAAAUCACAUUUCUGUUGCUUCGUUUUUCGACUUGGUUACUAAUUUGAUAAAUGUUGUUGGAGGUUCAUGCAAGCGUCGAGACAUGCUUCGGGAGAGACAAGUUAAUAAACUUGUUGAACCACUAGAAAUUGGUGAAGUUAGCAAGAGACGAGGUUUGAAUCAAGAGACACGUCUAAAACGAGCUGGUGAUACACGUUAG
This is a messenger RNA of Pistacia vera, 786 nucleotides long. Its product is annotated as zinc finger MYM-type protein 1-like. The coding region runs from base 1 to 786 and encodes 261 amino acids. The transcript is spliced from 2 exons. Lineage: Eukaryota; Viridiplantae; Streptophyta; Magnoliopsida; Sapindales; Anacardiaceae. The record is from RefSeq and is a predicted model, not a curated record.